UGUAGACCGAGCGGGUGUCUGUGUUCGGAGAACCUUUUUACAAGAUCUCUUCCCCUCCACUACCUGCAUACUCAUCAGCAACUUUGUCCCCCUCGACUAAGAGCCUCUACCUUUCACAUUACGCCUUUGAGCUACGAGCCGCCCGUUGCCCUCCGUGGAUACCUCUCAGCCUUCACGUGGACUGUACUGGUCUGGUGGUCAGCUAACGACUCCGCCAUUUACAGCGUCACAGCUGUAUUCUCUCCCAACUCCUCCUUCAUCCGAAGCAGGUAGGUCAUCAGGACCUACCCGGGACACAACCGCCAACGUGGCUGCUGCAGUGGCCCCUCUGACCUCCAUGCAUCCUGGGUCUGACCCGAUGGGUGCACCUCCCAGCUUUGCAGCGCGGAGGCCUCAUGCCCAACAAUUGGGUAGUUUUGAGCUUCCUCCACCGCCGAUGCACAAAUAUCCCUUCACCAACACCGUUACCGCAUCACAGUCGACACAAGCGCCAACCACCAAUGCCAGCGUUGGCAACCUGCUCACCCCACCAAAUACCAAUCACAGUGAUGUGAUAAGCUCGACUGGAGUAUCAACAAGCAACGCUCAGUAUCCGACAACAAUGGCCUACUCGAACGGGCAAUACAUAUACUCGCCGCCCACGCAGGGAUCAGCGACACACUAUGGCUAUCCGCCCGCACAUCACCAGCAAAACCAAUAUGGACAAGCCCGAGUAGGUAUGUUCGUCGCUCCACUACGCAGUGAUCGUCAGCUCGGACAACAAGACUCACUCGGUAAAGGAGGGCUGAAUCCGCCACCAUAUGAGAUGAACCAACAAUUGCCACCUUUUACGCCAUCGUCGAACGGAUCGACUAUGCCUUCGAUAUCGGCACAGCAACAUCAGCAGCAUCAACAUCAUCAACAGCAACAGCAGCAACAGCAACAGCAGCAACAACAGCAACAACAACAACAACAGCAGCAGCAGCAGCAGCAGCAGCAGCAACAGCAGCAACAUCACCACCAUCAGCAGAUGAUAGGCGCACAGACACCAAUAUCGUCGUCGGCACCUCAACAGUCGCCUGCUCUCGCACAGGACGGCUUUAGACCUCCACAGCCGCCGACACCAACCUACAACUACCAUCCUCAAGGAACACCACAGCACUCAAACUUUCCAUAUUCGACAGGACCUUCACCGACGUUAAGUCAGCAGCAGAGUCCGAUCAGCGCUGGAGGCUCGAUGACGAGGAUGUCGCCAAGUGUAUCGCAAGGCCCGAUGCCAUCGAACAACCCAGCGCAGGCGCCAUACCCUUAUGGACGACCAUCUGCGCAAUAUGCUCCGGGGCCUGCACCAGUCUUCUCGAAUGUCCAAAACCCGAACAGUCAACUUUCGCUCGUUGGAGUGCACCAGGGGUUGAUGCCUGGCUUCAACAGUGGACACGCAGCAUCCAUGCCUCAUUUCUUGGGCCACCCACAACACCAGCAACAGAAUGCGAACGAUCGGCCGUUCAAGUGCGACCAAUGCCCGCAGAGUUUCAACAGGAAUCAUGACCUAAAGCGACAUAAGAGGAUUCAUCUGGCAGUCAAGCCCUUCCCUUGCAACCACUGCGACAAGAGCUUUUCGCGGAAAGAUGCGCUCAAGCGUCACAUACUCGUCAAAGGCUGCGGCAAAGCGGUUGCUUCCAACGACGACCCAAAGCGAGAGAGCCACUCACCAAAGUCAGAAGCAGUUGACUCAAAGGCUGCUGUUGCGGGUCACGCAUAAUGGCGCGACACGUUUUUCUAGCGUCUUCAGCCUUCACUUCUCUUCUCCCUGUAUUAUCUAUGUCUUUUUGUGCUUGGUUUCGGCGCACAUAUUUACGAGACCACCACCUUCGCUGUGCAAUCUUCGGCUACGAGUUUCAUGUUUUCAUGUUCAUUGGACUACCCCCCGGGACGCUGGAUAUAUCCUUGUUGGUGUUCCGGGCGCUCUUGUAUGUUAUUUU
Messenger RNA from Cucurbitaria berberidis CBS 394.84, 1961 nucleotides. RefSeq lists its product as uncharacterized. The record is from RefSeq and is a predicted model, not a curated record. The transcript has 2 exons. Gene Ontology annotation, cellular component: nucleus. NCBI's taxonomy places the organism in Eukaryota, Fungi, Ascomycota, Dothideomycetes, Pleosporales, Cucurbitariaceae. Bases 338 to 1741 code for a protein of 467 amino acids.